AUGCUACGCCGCACUCCGCUGGUGACUCGCAGGUUUGUCCAUCUCAUGAAACGAAAACUGGACACGGCAACAUCAGACGGACGUCCGACGCCUGGCAUGGGCUCCAUCAUUCUCAACCCCCGCGAGAAGCAGUUCAAGGCUCUGCUGCUCGAUGUCGCUCAGGGCAUACCAGCCAAGCCCGAGGCAGUGGUUCUGCGAUGGGCUGGCGGCUGGGUCAGGGACAAGCUGCUAGGAACAGAGAGCCACGACAUCGACGUUGCCAUUAGCUGCAUGACCGGCGAGGCCUUCACCAGGGAGCUCGUCGCCUUCUGCAACGACACUGCCAAUCGUGAGCGCCAUGGCAUCUCAGAGGGUGACAUUGGCAACCUGCACAAGGUGGCCGCCAACCCGGACAAGUCCAAGCAUCUCGAAACUGUGACGACGCGCAUGUUUGGCCUCGAGGUUGACUUUGUCAACCUGCGCAAGGAGACGUACACAGAGGACAGCAGAAAUCCUCAGAUGGAGUUUGGCACCGCCGAAGAGGAUGCCCUGCGUCGCGAUGCUACUGUCAACGCCUUGUUCUACAACAUACACACCAGCGAGGUCGAGGACUUUGUUGGAGGCCUGCGCGACCUAGACCAGAAGCUCAUCCGGACCCCACUGGAACCGCUGCAGACCUUCAAGGAUGAUCCGCUGCGUGUGCUUCGCCUUGUGAGAUUUGCAAGUCGCCUGGGUUUUACCAUUGACCCUUCUGCCGAGAAGACAAUGGGCGACCCCGAGGUGCUUGAGGCCCUUAGGCUGAAGAUUAGCCGGGAGCGUGUCGGUGUCGAAGUCGAGAAGAUGCUCAAAGGCAAACACCCGAGAGACUCUUUGCACCUGAUAGACAGGUUGCAGCUCUAUCAAGCAAUAUUCACAGAUCCGAGUCGCACCAACCUCCCCUCGCCAGACUUGGCUAGGUGGAGCGCGGCAUAUGAGUGCAUGAACCAUCUGACGACUAACACAACACCGGGCUCGAUCUACAAUGUACUCGUCAGAACCGAGGAGGAGGCCUACUUCUGCUGGAUUCUCACGGCAGUCUUGCCCUGGGAGGUUCUGGAUUUGCCCGAAGAAAAAAUCAAGGGGUCGCUGACCCUUCCAGUAGCAACCCUGGCAGCAAGGGAGGGUAUUAGGGCAAGCAACAAGCUGUGUGACAUUGUCACUGCCACCCACCGCAACAGGAAAGAGAUAGAAUUGCUCAAGAAGGCUGUUUGCGACAAUGAGCCAUAUGUGAAAGAGCGUGACCGUAUGGGAAUGGCUGUACGCCGAUGGGACACGCGUGUGGGAAACUGGAGACCACAGGUUCUAGCUGCCGCCCUCGCUGAAGUAAUGACCUGCGCCGAGCCGGGAUCAGUAGAGAGCCGAGAUGAAGUGCUGAGUGGGUGGCAAAAGUUUCUGGACCACUUGGACGAACUCGACGUACUUGAUGCGCCUUCUUUAAAGAAGAUAAUAGAUGGCAAGACGCUGUCCAAGGCGCUCGGAGUCAAGCCAGGCCCUUGGAUGACCUCUGCCUUGGAUGUCUGUGUGGCCUGGCAACUGCGAAACCCCGGCGUCACGGAUACAGCAGAGGCCGUUGAGGAGGUUCGGCAACGGGCAAAGGAGUUGGGUAUUACUCUGAGCAAAUGA
Messenger RNA from Pyricularia pennisetigena, 1641 nucleotides. RefSeq lists its product as uncharacterized. NCBI's taxonomy places the organism in Eukaryota, Fungi, Ascomycota, Sordariomycetes, Magnaporthales, Pyriculariaceae. The record is from RefSeq and is a predicted model, not a curated record. Gene Ontology annotation, biological process: tRNA 3'-terminal CCA addition. The transcript is spliced from 3 exons. Gene Ontology annotation, molecular function: RNA binding; ATP:3'-cytidine-cytidine-tRNA adenylyltransferase activity. Bases 1 to 1641 code for a protein of 546 amino acids.